Euleptes europaea (tarantolino) is the source of this 2470-nucleotide messenger RNA. RefSeq names its product cyclin and CBS domain divalent metal cation transport mediator 4 (gene CNNM4). Lineage: Eukaryota; Metazoa; Chordata; Lepidosauria; Squamata; Sphaerodactylidae. Gene Ontology annotation, cellular component: plasma membrane. Gene Ontology annotation, molecular function: magnesium ion transmembrane transporter activity; sodium ion transmembrane transporter activity. The record is from RefSeq and is a predicted model, not a curated record. Gene Ontology annotation, biological process: magnesium ion homeostasis; magnesium ion transport. The transcript has 7 exons. Bases 1 to 2361 code for a protein of 786 amino acids.
AUGGCGCUGAGCUGGAGCGGCCGCCUUUGCGGCGGGGGCGAGGCUGGGCGAGCGCCGCUGCUCCGCUGGGCUCCGCUGCUGCUCCUGGGGAGCCUCCUGGCGCCGGGCGCCGCCGGGCCCCCGCCCCCGCCCUGCAGCGGCCCCUUGAUCCUGGGCAUGAGGCUGGAGAACGCCAGCCCGGCGCUGCCGGACAUCCCCGAGCUCGGCAUUAUCCGGGUGCUGGAGGGCAGCAGCAUCUACCUGCGCCUCUACGGCAUGGGCAUGCACGCCCGCGUCUCCGAGCUGGUCUCCUUCUCCGAGGUGCUGCCCAACGCCAGCUUCGCCUGGGCCAAUGCCACCUGCCCGGAGAAGACCCAGGACCUGGAGGUGGAGCCGGGCGUGCUCGACGUCCGGAACACCUCCGCCGUGGUCUCCGUGAAGGUCCAGAAGCUGCGCAAGGGGGAGCAUUCCAAGGUCUACGUGCUGUGCGCCCAGAGCGCUCCCGGGCAGCCCCGGGUGCGCCUGGAGGGCAACGAUGCGCUCAUCCGAGUGUUCGAGGAGGCGCCGCGGCUGCUGCCUCUCUGGCUCCAGAUUUGCCUCAUCUGCCUCCUCCUGGCCCUUUCGGGCAUGUUCAGUGGCCUCAACCUAGGCCUCAUGGCCCUGGACCCCAUGGAGCUGCGCAUCGUGCAGAACUGCGGCACGGAGACGGAGAAGCGCUAUGCCCGCAAGAUCGAGCCCAUCCGCCGGAAGGGCAACUACUUGCUCUGCUCCCUCCUCCUGGGCAACGUGUUGGUCAACACCACCCUCACCAUCCUGCUGGAUGACCUCAUUGGCUCUGGCCUGGGGGCCGUCAUUGCGUCCACCUCGGGCAUCGUCAUCUUUGGGGAGAUUGUCCCGCAGGCCAUGUGUUCCCGUCACGGUUUAGCGGUGGGCGCCAACACUAUCGUUCUCACCAAGUUCUUCAUGCUGUUGACUUUCCCCAUCUCCUUUCCUAUCAGCAAGAUGUUGGACUGGGUGCUGGGCCAGGAGAUUGGCACCGUGUACAACCGGGAGAAGCUGGUAGAGAUGCUGAAGAUAACAGAGCCUUACAACGACCUGGUGAAGGAGGAGCUCAAUAUGAUUCAGGGGGCUUUGGAGCUCAGGACUAAGACGGUAGAGGACGUCAUGACCCCACUCCAUGACUGUUUCAUGAUCAACAGUGACGCCAUAUUGGAUUUCAAUAUGAUGUCAGAGAUCAUGGGGAGUGGCUACACCCGCAUCCCUGUCUAUGAGGAGGAACGGUCCAACAUUGUGGAUAUACUUUACGUGAAAGAUCUGGCUUUUGUAGAUCCUGAUGACUGUACAACCCUCAAAACAAUCACAAAGUUUUACAAUCACCCGGUCCAUUUUGUCUUCCAUGAUACCAAACUGGAUGCCAUGUUGGAAGAAUUCAAAAAGGGAAAAUCGCAUCUGGCCAUCGUCCAGAAAGUGAACAACGAAGGCGAGGGCGACCCUUUCUAUGAGGUGCUGGGCCUGGUGACCCUGGAGGAUGUCAUUGAGGAGAUAAUCAAAUCGGAGAUCCUGGAUGAGUCGGAUAUGUACACUGACAACCGCUCCAAGAAGCGAGUGAACAACCAGAAAACCAAGAGGGACUUUUCUGCUUUCAAGGAUAAUGACGCAGAGUCCAAAGUGAAGAUCUCCCCGCAGCUUCUUCUGGCUGCUCACCGGUUUCUUUCUACAGAGGUGAACCAGUUCACCCCAGCCUUCAUUUCCGAGAAGAUCCUGCUUCGCCUGCUCAAACACCGGGACGUCAUCCAGGAUCUGAAGUUUGAUGAGGAGAACAAGAAGGCACCUCAGCACUUCCUCUUCACCAGAAACAAGGCAGCCGACUACUUCAUCCUCAUCCUGCAGGGUAAAGUGGAAGUGGAGGCCGGCAAGGAGAACAUGAAGUUUGAGACGGGUCCCUUCUCCUAUUACGGGGUGAUGGCCUUGAAUCCGGUUGUUACAACAAUUUCAGAGGUGCGCUCCCCUUCUCACGUGAGUAACCUGAAUCGCUCAGCAUCGCUGUGCUAUCACGAACGCUCCGAUUCCAUCUCCUCCACCGUCAGCGGUAGCAACAACCAGAUCAAUGCCAGCCCCAGCUCCCAGUAUCUCUCGGACUUCAGCGUUCGAGCCCUCAUGGACCUGCAGUAUAUCAAGAUUACACGCCUUCAGUACCAAAACGGCCUCAUGGCUUCCCGCUUGGAGAGCUGCCCCCAGUCUCCUGAUGGCAGCCCCCCCAAACCGGACACCACCUUGCCCGCAAAGGAAACCCCGACAUCCAAUGAAGUGAUUAGCCUCUUGAACGAGAAGAACUGCCAGCAUUUGAAGACAAACCACAACCCCCCGGAUGAAGUUGUCUGACCCCGGCCCUUUGGCGAUCGGGUUUCGCCCAGCUCGCCCCAGUCCUUCCCUUCCAAAGACAGUAAAGUGGGAGGGGGGGAAACACACCAGUGCCCACGAGAGGAUUUUG